Molecule: messenger RNA, 2086 nt
Organism: Oncorhynchus gorbuscha (pink salmon)
Lineage: Eukaryota; Metazoa; Chordata; Actinopteri; Salmoniformes; Salmonidae
Gene: cbsa
Product: cystathionine beta-synthase a
Exons: 14
Coding region: 42-1805 (587 amino acids)
Cellular component (GO): cytoplasm
Molecular function (GO): cysteine synthase activity; cystathionine beta-synthase activity
Source: RefSeq, a predicted model, not a curated record
CAUUUACUAGCCCAUGUGCCAUUUAACUUCCUAGGUGAGACAUGCCUGCGGUCCCCUCCCUUAAAGACAGCAGCGUCCUGGGCCCUGUGUGCCCGCACGCUGCCAGGCUACACGUCACCAACGGCAAUGGGGACGCCAACGGAUCCUCCAAGGUCCAGGAAGGGCUGUUACAACUCCCAACCAAGGGGGGCGUCAGAGACAAGCCAGAGGUGGCCGUGACUGGAACCAUCCAGGCGGUGGGGGAGAGGAAGUGGAUCCGUCCCGACCUUCCCAGCCGGUGCACCUGGAGACUGGGGGGAAACCACGCCGACUCCCCCCACACCCAUCCUCAACAGACCAAAGCUCCUAAAAUCCUCACCAACAUCCUCCGGAGGAUCGGUGACACCCCGCUGGUGCGCAUGAACAAGAUCCCCAAGACCUUCGGCCUCAAGUGUGAAGUCUUGGCCAAGUGUGAGUACUUCAACGCGGGCGGCAGUGUGAAGGAUAGGAUCAGUCUGCGUAUGGUGGAGGAUGCAGAGAGGGCAGGACAUCUGAAACCAGGAGACACCAUCAUAGAACCCACCUCAGGCAAUACAGGUAUCGGUCUGGCCCUGGCUGCAGCUGUGAAGGGUUACCGCUGUAUCAUUGUCAUGCCUGAGAAGAUGAGCAUGGAGAAGGUGGAUGUUUUGAGAGCCCUGGGCGCAGAGAUCGUCCGUACUCCCACCAGCGCUCGUUUCGAUUCACCAGAGUCUCACGUGGGCGUGGCUUGGCGUCUGAAGAACGAGAUCCCCAACUCUCACAUCCUGGACCAGUACCGUAACCCUAGUAACCCCCUGGCCCACUAUGACACCACAGCAGAGGAGAUACUGGAGCAGUGUGAUGGGAAAGUGGACAUGCUGGUGGCAGGCGCUGGCACAGGCGGCACCAUCACUGGCAUUGCCCGCAAACUGAAGGAGAGGUGCCCAAACAUCCAGAUCAUCGGUGUGGACCCUGAAGGCUCCAUCCUGGCUGAACCAGAGGAGCUGAACAAGACAGACAAGACCCAGUACGAGGUGGAGGGCAUCGGAUACGACUUCAUCCCCACUGUACUGGACCGAUCAGUGGUGGAUAGCUGGUACAAGUCCAACGAUGAGGAGUCCUUCAACAUGUCCCGUAUGCUGGUCAGAGACGAGGGCUUGCUGUGUGGUGGCAGCUCGGGCACGGCCAUGGCAGCGGCGGUGAGGGUGGCCAAGGACCUGAAGGAGGGCCAGCGGUGUGUGGUCAUCCUGCCAGACUCCAUCCGCAACUACAUGACCAAGUUCCUGAGUGACAAGUGGAUGUUCGAGAAAGGCUUCCUGAAGGAGUCAGACAUCAUGGUAAACAAACCCUGGUGGUGGAACCUGAAGCUGCAGGGGUUGAACCUCUCUGCCCCUCUGACCGUCCUGCCCACGGUCAGCUGUCAGAAGACCAUCAAGAUCCUGAAGGAGAACAGCUUUGACCAGGCCCCUGUAGUGGACGAGGCUGGGCUGGUCCUAGGAAUGGUUACUCUGGGGAACAUGCUGGCCUCUGUGCUGGCUGGGAAGAUCAAACCCUCAGACCCAGUCAACAAGGUGAUCUACACCCAGUUCAAACAGAUCCGUCUGACUGAUAACCUGGGGAAGCUCUCUCGUAUCCUGGAGACGGACCAUUUUGCCCUGGUGGUACACGAACAGAUCCAAUACUUGACGGACGGCUCCCCCAGCCUGAAGCAGAUGGUGUUUGGUGUGGUGACGGCCAUCGACCUGCUCAACUUCGUCACGGCCAGGGAGAAGAGGGAGAGGUCCUUCUCUGAGUGCAGUGACCUGUGACCGUGUCCCCGUGACGGCUGGGUCAUGUGCGCACAAACACCUCGUGUACACACACACAUGGAACACCUUAAUUAUACCUACAGCUCACAGCCAAACACAAACACACUGUGAUAUUAACGACAAUAUAAAGAAUAUGAGGUCGUAUGAACUUGAUUGGUGGACAAACUGUUGUUGCAGCUUUCUCAUAUGACAUGUGAGUCAUUUAGCAGAUGCUCUUAUCCAGAGCGACCUACAGAUAGUGAGGACAUACUGUCCCCCCCCAACUGGUCCCCCAGUGCAAU